Messenger RNA from Pectinophora gossypiella (pink bollworm), 3013 nucleotides. It is a transcript of the gene Pbp95, whose product is annotated as snRNA-activating protein complex subunit 4-like. The record is from RefSeq and is a predicted model, not a curated record. Bases 256 to 2628 code for a protein of 790 amino acids. Lineage: Eukaryota; Metazoa; Arthropoda; Insecta; Lepidoptera; Gelechiidae. The transcript is spliced from 2 exons.
GACGGAAAUUGUGAACAUGCUCAAUUUGUAUUUAUUGAAAAUAUUAUUUUGUUUUGUGUUGAUUUUCAAAGUGUGAAACCUGCAUGGCAUGCUGAGGGUCCAUGAAAGUAAUAAGUGUAGCACAUAAGACUUCCGUUUCAAAGAGAAAAUUCUAUUACCCACCGUUUUAUUCAUUUCAUAUGUGGUAAUUAAAACACAUAAUAACGGGUUCAUAUGUGGUGUUUCAAAAGGUGUCUAUUGUAAAAUUUGUGAACCAUGGAGCAAAUGGAGUUUUGUGUUGAUGAAAUGUUCGAUAUAGACUCUCCCGAGAGCGAUGAAGAAGCGGACAUUGAAGAUGUGAGGCAGUUAACUGCUGUUAUAGCAGCGGACAAGUCUACGGCUGGGUCUUCGGAGCCUCGUACUGUUUCAAACACCACAAUAGAGAAAAUUGAUAGAGCUUUAUCAAUCAACAAGUUAGCCACAGCAAAGUUCACCCAACUUGAAACAGUACUAAUCGGUCGUUUGAAAGAGUGUCGACAAAAACUGCAGGAAACCCGCGACUCUCUAACUGGUAACCAAGGUAAGAAGCAGGACAAACAAGUAUUUAGAUAUUUAACAUGUGGGAAGCCCUAUUUCAAGGAUAGAGAUCAUUUUCCUGCCCCAGACAAUGAUGACACCAUCACAAUGCAGAGGGUGGGCAUGUAUGAUUUCUCUGAAGUGACAUCAGUACCAGGGUGGACAGUCAAGGACAAACACCAAUUUCUUGAACAAAUCACAAUAAUGUCCAGAAAUAUAAAAAAGAAAGAACUGAAUUCUGAAAUUGCACAGUUAAGAAGAGAAUCUAAAGUCAAAGAUUCUAAACAAAUAAACAAACAAGUACUUGCUCUUAAAAAUCAAUUGAGUAAGCUUGACAAAAUGCCUUUAAGCUUAAGUUUGGCAUUACCAAUUGAUCAAGAAUAUGAUUGGGAUGCUAUAGCUGUAGCCUUAAAUCAAAGACAUUCUGCACAAGAGUACCGGGCACUGUGGAAAGUAUUUCUACAUCCAUCUAUAAAUAAGAAAAGUUGGGACCGACAUGAACAUUACAAGUUACAGCAACUUGCUCAGUUAAAUAACUUACAGGAUUGGGACAAAAUUGCUAAAGAAUUGGGUACUGGAAGGACUGCAUACCAAUGUUUUGUAUAUUACCGAACUAACAUGGGUAAUUCCCUCACUGGACGAAAAUGGUCUAAAGAAGAAGAGGAAUUCCUUAGACGGCUAAUUGAUUAUUUCAAGGAAGAAGAUUACAUACCUUGGGGUAAGGUGGCAGCUUUUAUGGAAAGUAGAACUAAAGUUCAGGUGUAUAAUAAAUAUAAUAGGUUAACUGAAGGAAGGAAAGGGAGAUUUCUUCCUGAAGAGGACGCUGUACUCCUCACUGGUGUUGAACAUUUGGGGAAUAAUUUUAAGAAAAUAGCAAAAUUACUCCCUGGACGGUCUCAAGCACAGUUACGAACACGUUACCAUGUACUGAGCAACACUACAAGAACUUCAACAGUUUGGAAUGUAGAGGAAGAUAGAAAACUGAUUCAAAUGAUGUCCAAUCAGGAUUCUUCCUUUAUAAAUUAUGCAUCUUUGACUGAAUUCUUCCCAGACAAGACUAGAGCACAACUAAGAGCUAGAUAUUCAACAUUAAUUAAAUGGAUGAAGAAGAACCCUAAUAAAGAUAUCUCAAAGGCCCCACGUCGAGGCGCGCGUCGUCUUUCUCAUGGCCAAUGCUUAGGAGACUUGCAAAAAGCUGUUGAAAAUCUAAAGAAUAGAAUAGAAUCAGAAGUUAAGUACAAAUCGUCACAUAAAAUUACCAAGAACUCUCCACAUGAAGUUCUAGACCAUGCAAUUAUUGCAACUCUUAUUACAGAAAAAGCAAAAGAAGAAGAAACAAGAAGAUGGCAGUCAAUGGAAGUUGAUCACAAUGCACAGAAAAUGUCUGCCACAACUGUGAUAAACGAUACGAAUCUCCGUAAACUACUAAUUUUUCUAAAAGCAAAACUUGAUAAAGAAAAAUUUUUAGCCAGCAGCUAUGCUAAAGACUACCCAAACCUAUUGCAACCCGAACCACCACCAUGUGUGCUAAACUUAAAAUCAUACUCAAAGAAACAUGAAACACAAUUUUUUCCAUUGUGUGAUGUCAUUCCUGACAUUUGGGGUGACAACAUAUUAAAAAAUUCAGAAUAUGUACUACCUCCAAACUAUGCAACUAUAACAGGCUGUAAGAAACUAAUGUCAUAUAUUGGUUCGAAGCCCACACCCGACAAUCGUACUAUAAGUAUGCAUUACACCCCAAAGAGGAAUAAAUUGAGUAAAGAACAAUUGGAUGCUUACAUGGAAAGAUUCAACACUUUAUUUAUGUGGCCCAUUCUUCUUUCGAAUGAGGAUCCAAGAAGUCUGAAUGAGCAGUAUACACCACAGCCAUUACCUAUAUCAACGGAAGCACAAGCCAAAUGUAAAAGACUGAGGGAGAUGUUCCGUGUAACAGACACACAAGGGAUUAUUAUUCCUCACCCAGAUUCAGUUGAGCAAGAAAUUGCUGAUGAACAAAUUGAUUUGGAUGUUUCAAUGCAAAAUGUAGAUUCAACUUUGAGUACUUGCGUCGGUAAUGAAGGUUUUUUAAUUUAAGGUGAUGCAUUUCAGUCAGCUAGGUAACGCUGCGUCAGCAGAUGGCGUUACUUCUGCAGUUUUCGUAUUUUUUUCCAUUUAUUCGUUUAGUGUUGAGUUCUGACCCAGUGAAAUGUUAGGUGGCGAAAUCUUACAUACAUUAUCUUUAAGUUAAGCUACAAUUUUAAAGUAUUUACUGCAGAUAUCAUAUUAAAACAUUGCAUCAAAAGUUGGUGUCAUUUCAAUUUGUGUACAAACACGAAGCUGUCACACACACAUGCGAACUAGGUUAGCUAUUAAAAGAGAUGCAUAAUUUGAAGUCUACUUCUAACUUCUAAAUGGCGCAUUUGGUAAAGCAGUCGCCGCCAUUCUUAAGUUUCACGGUUCAAACCCAAGUGCAUGUUUU